Rhinolophus ferrumequinum (greater horseshoe bat) is the source of this 2029-nucleotide messenger RNA. RefSeq names its product glyoxalase I (gene GLO1). The transcript has 6 exons. NCBI's taxonomy places the organism in Eukaryota, Metazoa, Chordata, Mammalia, Chiroptera, Rhinolophidae. Bases 125 to 679 code for a protein of 184 amino acids. Gene Ontology annotation, molecular function: metal ion binding; lactoylglutathione lyase activity. The record is from RefSeq and is a predicted model, not a curated record.
CUGGAAGUCAGCGGCUUCGCAGCACCGACGAGCCGUCGCUACAGUAAGGGCAGCACAGGAUCCGGCGGAGUACAGCGGGUGCCGCGUUCCUGAGGACGAUCGAACGUGAUACAGCAGUGCGGCCAUGGCAGAACCGCAGCCCGUGUCUGGCGGCCUUACCGACCAGGCUGCCCUCGGUUGCUGCUCGGACCCGGAUCCCAGCACUAAGGAUUUUCUGUUGCAGCAGACCAUGCUGCGAAUUAAGGAUCCUAAGAAGUCAUUGGAUUUUUAUACUAGAAUUCUUGGAAUGACGCUAAUACAAAAAUUCGAUUUUCCCGCUAUGAAAUUUUCGCUCUACUUCUUGGCUUAUGAGGAUAAAAAUGACAUCCCAAAAGAUAAAGAUGAAAAAGUAGCAUGGGUAUUCUCCAGAAAAGCUACACUUGAACUGACACACAAUUGGGGCACUGAAGAUGAUGAGAGCCAGAGUUACCACAGUGGCAAUUCAGACCCUCGAGGAUUUGGUCACAUUGGAAUUGCCGUUCCUGAUGUACGCGGAGCUUGUAAAAGAUUUGAAGAACUGGGAGUCAAAUUUGUGAAGAAACCUGAUGAUGGUAAAAUGAAAGGCCUGGCGUUUAUUCAAGAUCCUGAUGGCUACUGGAUUGAAAUUUUGAAUCCUAAUGGAAUGACAACUAUUAUUUAGUUCUGUGAGAAUACUGCUGAGAUUUCAGUGAAGACAGUGUGAGAGAUAAAAAAGGAAACAAUGUGAUUCAAGAUAUUCAGAUAACAGAAGCAUCUAGGACUGAUGGUUCAUUGUCUCAAUUCAGAUUAUUUUUAAGUCCAUUUCCCUUUCCUAUUUCAGGUGUUUUUCACCUAUCUGUUCAGUCAUUCUAGUAAAGUAGUUCCAUCUUAUGUCCUUGAAUGUAGUUGUAUAGAAUUAGUUUCUUAGGUGAUAAUUAGAAUCAUUCCCUUCAGAGGCUGCAUUUUCCUUCUAUGACUUCUCUACCAGUCUGCCUUUGAAUCAUCACCUUCAAAAAAAACCAUUUAACAUGUUUUUGUUUGGGUUACCUUCUGGGGUUUCAGUUCCUCAGAAAUAACUUUUCACAAUGGAAAGUAAAGAACACUGAACAAAAAUGAAACUUUAUGUGGACUUCAAAUAGUCUAAAGUGUUUCUUUUACAAAAGAGGAGACACUCUUGGGAGCAGUUCAGAAUUCUGCUGACAAGGAUGCUGAUAGAAAAACUAAUUUGUUGUUUAUAAAGUGUUUUCAAAGUUCAAAGAUUCAAGGACUAACCUCUUUAUUUUGGGAUGGGGAGGAAGAUGGGAAUAUUAUUUACUGGAUGGUGAACACUGGAUUAGGCUGUCUCAUACUUUUAUCUCAUUUAAUCCUCCCAACUGUCCUGUGAGAAAGAAAGCAGGCUAGACGUGUAAAAUAACUUUGGAAUUGAAGGCAAUAUAAAUAGGCUCAAGUACCCAAGAUUUCAUCAUUUUUAGUAUUUAGCUAAAAUUAGUACCUCACCUCCUCUCCUAGUCUCCUGUUGUUAAACCUUCAGUGAGUUUGAGCAUUAUUCUCUCAGCUCUCGGGCCUGAGUACCUCAGUAAGGCAAGAAGCAGUGGAGGAAGUGUGUAGCACACAGCCGCUCUGGGAUGCCCAGUUGGUCUUAUGUGAGUGGUGCCUGUAUUACAGAGAGCCCCUACCCCAAGGUCUUACAGACGCCAGUAAUCAUUUAGGAUAAAUGACCAUCAGUGAUAACGUAACUUAGUUAUCGGAAGUCAGCUCAGUGGUCUUCCCUGCCAUGAUUGACAUUUGACGGGUUUGAAAAAACCAAACUGAUUUUGAAACUCUCUUCCAGCCCCGAGAAUAAGAACAUCCAGUUGGUAGUUUUAACUAUCUUUAGAUUUUCCGUAGAUCUAGUGGAAGACCUUUGGAGAGGCCAUGCCAACUGUGCUUACACAGCUGAAAGCAAUUUACAUUUCCUUUUUGCAUGGAAUGGAUUUAUGUGAGCAAAUCGAACAAAUAGCAGUACUUGUAGACUGAAAUAAAAUAAAUAUUU